Molecule: messenger RNA, 1631 nt
Organism: Sphaeramia orbicularis (orbiculate cardinalfish)
Lineage: Eukaryota; Metazoa; Chordata; Actinopteri; Kurtiformes; Apogonidae
Product: cell division cycle-associated protein 4
Exons: 2
Coding region: 138-893 (251 amino acids)
Cellular component (GO): nucleus
Molecular function (GO): transcription regulator activity
Source: RefSeq, a predicted model, not a curated record
CCGCAGCUCCUCCUCCUCCUCCUCCGGACUGAACAUUCCUUAUUCCUCGACCCGACAGCGCAGGAACGCGGCGACGGAACCAGACGAACCCACGGACCCACGAACCUCAUGACAGUUUCCACGGACGCGUAAGGUCGAUGUUGGGUCGUGGCGUGAAGCGGAAGUGGAGUUGCCUGGAGGAGCUGGAGGCCGAGGCCGUCCAGGCUGCGGUGAUGGAGGAGAAGCAGCAGAACGCGGAGGAAGACGGUGAGGACGACGCCGGGUUCCUGGCGUCUCCGUCCAGGUCGGACAUGAGCCACCUGCAGCAGAGGCAGCUGGUCCUGGGCCUGUGCCUGGAGAAGCUGCAGCGCUACCAGGCCGGCGUGGAGCUCAGCCUGCGCCGCUCCGUGUUACUCAUCAACACGCUCCGGCAGAUCCAGGAUGACAUACAGAGCGACGGCGAGGAAAGCCCGGAUGUGCUCCUGGGCGGAGACUCCUGCCUUCUCAGGGACAGCAUCAGGGAGGACGUGGCCAUAACGUGCCCCGGGUGUGCAGAGGACGGCGUAGAGAGCCCGCCUCUGCUCCCAGAAUUCCCUACUCAGGAGGUGAACGGUUUGUCCGAGCAGCAGAAACCGCUUCCCGCCGCCACGAUCAGUGCUUUUAGUGAUGCAGUCAACGCCAUGGGCUACCUCAGCGACCUCGCCCUGGACGACAUCUUUGAGGACAUCGAUACGUCCAUGUAUGAGACGUCGGAGCUGCCCGCCGCCUGGGCGUCGGGGUCUCUGUGGCCCGCGUGGGCGGACGAGGACGUUAAAGUGCGCUCUGCGGGACACGCCUCCGCCGGGAGUCUCCAGUCGUGUCUGAUGGACCUGAACGAGCUGGACCACAUCAUGGAGAUCCUGGUCAAGUCCUGAUCAGAUGGACGGACCGAGACGAGGGUGGACAUGGGGGUGUGGACCGGUUUAAAGGCUGAGCAGUCUGGAUUUUUAAGGCUCCAUCUGACAUUUUGGAUGAAAUGUGUUUUAUAACGCCUCAACCAAUUAGUUUUUUUAUUAUAUUUUUUCCAGGGCUGAUACAGAUUGUUAAAAAUCAAUUAAACUGAUAAUUGAUAUUUAAAUUUGGAGCUGGGCUAUAUGGUCAAAAGUGGACCCCCCCAUUCUUAUGGAUUAUUUUUUUCUAUCUACAUUAACUCAGGAUAAAACAGGACUCAAAACAGUUUUCUCUGUCCAUAAGCGUCAAUAUGUAGAAUUUGACUAAGAUUAAAGAUAGUUAAUGAUCAUUUGCAUUAAAAUAAACCACUACUGUUAUACAGUGAAGAACCACAUUCACACUGAAUAUAAAACAACAAACAAACAUGUUCCAUUUUGACUUUUGUUGUUGUUUUGAGUCAGAAAACUCCUUAAUUUAGACACUUUUCACAUCAUAAAAAACCUCUUAUCUAAUCAUGUUAAUUCAAUGUACAUCGCCCAGCUCCGUUAUUGGUUCCAAAUCCAAAAAAAUAAAAAUAUUAGUGUAAAAAUGUAGAAAAACUACAACCAAAGCAUUUUCUUUAACUUAAAACAAGCAGCUGCUGCAUUUCUUAUAAAGUUAACUAAAAAUCAACAUAGAAAAGCUCCUAAUUUUUAAAACGUUUUAUAAACUAAGAGUAAAUG